AUGCAAGAAGACGACUCGCUACAUGUUGUCCCCGCACCGAUCGGGAAAAAGCGCAUCCCUAAGGCAUGCAGUGCUUGCCGACAGUCCAAAGUUAGAUGCGACGGGGAUCGACCAUGUGGGAGAUGUGAAAAGCUGGACAAACAAUGUGUCUUCUUCGAAGUUCCCAAAGACCCCGUGUCGGAGAGGCUCGAAAGCGUCGAGUCGGAGAUGCUAUAUCUCAGAAGACAACUGGACGAUAUGCGGGAACUUCUACAGCGAACAUGUGCAUCCCCAACUAUAAACUCCCAUCAUCUGUCACCCGGACAAAUACGAGGGCAGCGCCAGCAAACCUGUGGGGACAGUGCGUGUGCAUCAUCGUGCUCUCAGUCCGCUCAUUGCCAGGACAACAAUGGUGCCUUAGUUCCCAACAACGGCUCUGUGUAUACGAAUGGAGCUAUUCAUCCUUAUCCACGUUCUGUGCCGGAUGUCUCCCCAAAUAGUAUCCCAGUGCAGCCGUUGUACGAAUCACCUCAGGCGGAGCGUAGGGCCCUUAAGAGGAAGCGCUCCUGCUUUGAGAUACGUGACGAGGCCGUGGCGGAUUUUAUUGAUAAAGGGCUUAUUACGCUUGAAUGUGCCAUCUCUUGUUUCAAUACGUUUUUCCAGGGCUGCGAUCGAUAUAUUCCCAUCUUUGAUCCCGAGCAAGAUACAUUUGAAUCGGUACGCGCUCGGAGUAGCAUUUUACUCAAUGCUAUCUGCACCAUAGGCUGCAUGGUGGAAACAAAAUCUGGCGGGCCAAUGUCCGACAUGCUACAUGCCGAACUCAAAAAGUGGAUCAAUGUCAUCAUUCAAAACAAAGGCCUCAAUUCUCUUGAAUCAGUUCAGGCCAUGCUCAUAGUUGCCUGCUACUCCGGGGACCGUCUACUGAUCCUCUCGUUCGCUACUCGAAUGGCCCUUGACCUCGGUCUCCAUGAAGCCUUUGAGGAACUCACCGAGCGACUUGCGAUGAAGAAUGAUGAGAAUACUUAUGGUGUUCCGGAUCAUGAAUUUGAGAUAGAGCGCGUGCUCAUGCGUAAGUCGAGGACCUGGUUUGGGUUACUAGUAUUGGAACAUAUUUUCCGCGUGGACGCAGGAAAACCACCGGGAAUACGCCUAGUUGGCAAUUCCCGGAGAUGCAGGAUAUUAUUGAGCAAUCCCUCAUCCACUAUUCUGGACCUGCGAUUGUUCUCUCAAGUCGAGCUCAAUAUUCUCAGGGCCACGAUCAAUGACACAUUGGGUCCGGAGACUACGCUUGACCGACAAGGAAUAUCGGACUUUGUGCAUGAGAUGAAGAUCGAUCUCGAUCUGUGGUUUGAUGACUGGCUGCGAAUUGUCGAGGGCUCUAUCCCAGCUCAACAAGAGAAACCAUAUCUUCUCGUUGCUCUCCGCGUCCAAAAAUGUUGGGCUGAGAUGAUGCUUAACUGCAAAGCACUUCGGGCGAUGGGUGUGGAGAACGUAGCUGCCAUGACCGUCACCGAGCGACAUAUUCUCCUCGCCGCCAAAGCCGCCGCCCGCAGACAUCUUCGCCUCAUCAUCGUGCAGCCAGACUUCUACCUGGCCAAACUCAAGUACGCAAUGGAUUUCGUAUGGGCGAAAUGUGCCUUCUCCUUUUUGCUCCUACUCAAGCUCUCGCGCCUUCUUCCCGAGCGGGAAGAGGAACACCAUGAGCUUCUGGAACACGGCGCUAGACUGGUUGACGAGCUUAGCAAGGCUGGUUCAAACAACCAUCAAUCUGGAGCGGGAAACAUCUAUCUCCAAAUUCUCAAAGUCAGUAUCGAGAAGUACGGGCGUGCGUUACAAGAGUCUCAACACCCCAGUACUGGGGGAUCCAGCGGUACAUCGCCAUUUUGGGAACUGUUCGAUGCACAGGCAGAUCUGCAGUGGUUCAUGCCUGAGCAGUUCGUUUCAGAGUGGGACUUCCCAGGUUUGAACCUCUUCUAUUUCCCCACCGCGAUGCAGGAUUUCUUCGGAGAUUUCUCAUUGGCUAUGUGA
This is a messenger RNA of Penicillium brasilianum, 2007 nucleotides long. NCBI's taxonomy places the organism in Eukaryota, Fungi, Ascomycota, Eurotiomycetes, Eurotiales, Aspergillaceae. The record is from the annotation of a GenBank genome assembly.